Leguminivora glycinivorella is the source of this 1386-nucleotide messenger RNA. Its product is annotated as acyl-CoA Delta(11) desaturase-like. Gene Ontology annotation, molecular function: stearoyl-CoA 9-desaturase activity; iron ion binding. Lineage: Eukaryota; Metazoa; Arthropoda; Insecta; Lepidoptera; Tortricidae. Gene Ontology annotation, biological process: unsaturated fatty acid biosynthetic process. Bases 98 to 1138 code for a protein of 346 amino acids. Gene Ontology annotation, cellular component: endoplasmic reticulum membrane. The transcript has 4 exons. The record is from RefSeq and is a predicted model, not a curated record.
AUUUAUUUUGAGUCAGAAGCAGGACUCUUGGUUCAAACAACUCUGUACUCAUUUAAUAAAAUCUUUAAGAAAUAAGUAAAUAGAGUACAGUACAAAAAUGGCACCAAACAUAAAAGAGGAUAUACCACUUCCAAAAGAAGAAGACAAACCUUCAGCAGUGGAGAAAAAGCCAUGGAAUUACCAGAUAGUGUACAUCAAUGUACUAAUCUUCGCAUACUGGCAUAUUGGAGGUUUAUAUGGACUGUAUCUGUGCCUCGAUGCUAAAUGGCCUACCAUUUUAUUUAAUGUGUUCUACUACAUCCUCGGUGGCUGGGGCGUCACCGCCGGCACUCACCGGCUCUGGUCCCACCGAGCUUACAAAGCGAAGUUACCGCUGGAGAUUCUGCUCAUGCUGUUCCAGAGUUCGACUGCACAGACAUCGGUCAUCCAUUGGUGCAGAGAUCACAGGUGUCACCAUAAAUUCUGCGACACAGACGCCGACCCUCAUGACUCCACGAAAGGGAUGUUCUUCUCCCACAUGGGCUGGCUGAUGGUGAGGAGACAUCCAGACGUCAUCAAGAAGGGAAAGACGAUUGACAUGUCGGACCUUACCAGUAAUCCGGUGUUGCACUUUCAACUGAAAUACUACGUGUACCUCAGCGUAUUCUUCACCUUCCUGCUACCGGCGCUAGUCCCCUACUACUUCUGGGCCGAAUCCUUUACCAUCGCCUACCACAUCUCCCUUCUCCGUCUCGUCAUCUUCUCCCACGUCACCUUCUGCAUCAACAGCGCCGCCCACAAAUACGGCUACAAGCCUUACGACAAAAACAUCACUCCUACACAAAUCCCCGCACUGUCUUUCGCCGCUUUAGGAGAAGGAUAUCACAAUUAUCACCAUGUCUUCCCGUAUGACUAUAAAACAGCAGAAUUAGGAAACAAUUUUAUGAAUUUAGCAACAAAUUUGAUAGACUUCAUGGCGUGGAUAGGAUGGGCUUAUGAUUUGAAGAGCGUUUCUGAAGAUAUGGUUGUAAAGAAAAUGAUGAAGACUGGAGAUGGAACUGAUCUGUGGGGGAGAUUGCCGGAGAAUGAUGAUUAUAUUUGGGGAUGGGGGGAUCAAGAUAUGUCAGAAGAAGAUAAGAAAGCUUUGCUACAUUUUUAAUAAAUUAUAUUUCAUAAUUUACUACAUUUUAAUGAAUAUCUAAUAUUCGUAUUCCUGACCUUUCUGCUACUGGUGCUAAUUCCCUACUACUUCUUGCCCCGUAAUCGAAUGUCAUUUCUACGACGCGAAACGAAACGCCGCAGGAAGGUAGUCUGGCUCUGUCGCGCCAAUACGCAAGAGUGGUAGAGAUAGAUAGCUAAGAAAGAGAUAUUAUCGUGAGCUUUUCGUGAGCGUGUGCAUUCGGCUAC